AUGGAAAUUCAAGUUAGCUGGCAAUCGGUUGAGAAUGCAAGGAUUCAGGUCUUGGAUGAUGUAAUUUUUAGUUUGGGAAACAAAUUAGGUAUUGCUUCACGCAAGGUCCGAGCAGAUACUAGAAAGCGUGUGAAAGGAAAGUUCCCUGAGAAUACAACCGUGCUGGACUUCCCUGAGAAAUACACCGAUGAAAGUUCUUCAUCAUUAACAUCAUAUAGCGAGGAUGAUAUUCAGAGCAUCAAAUACAAUGUCUGGGCCAACCCCAAUGGAAACAAAGAACUGGAUGCUGGAUACCAGGAAGCUCAGCAGAAAGCUAGUGGAUGCCCUGUCUUCUUGUUUUUCUCAGUCAACACAAGCGGGCAAUUUGUUGGUUUGCGGACAAUGGUGGGCCCGGUUGAUUUUAACAAGUCCGUGGAGUACUGGCAGCAAGACAAGUGGAAUGGUUGUCAUGUCAAGUGGCAUAUUGUCAAGGAUGUACCUAACAGUGUUCUCAAGCACAUCACAUUAGAGAACAAUGAUAACAAGCCAGUGACAAACAGUCGAGAUACUCAGGAGGUAAAACUGGAGCAGGUCUUCAAUAUGCUCAAUUUUAAGGAGCAUGCGAGCAAGACAUCCAUUUUGGAUGAUUUCAUGUUCUAUGAGAACCGCCAGAAAUUGAUGCAAGAGAAAAAGGCCAAGCAACAGCUUCAGAAACAGGCCUGGGAUGGAAAACUUCGGAUGCGGUUGCUGGAGAGAAAGAGAAGGGAUGCUGCUAAUGGGAAGCCCAGAUUGCAGAAACCUUUGGAAUCUGUUACAAUUUUGGGCAAGGAUGUGCAGCAGGGUGGCCGUGAGGAGCGGAAGCCAUCCGAGAAAAAUGGUGUCGCUGCAGAAGCUGGUGAUGCCUUGAAGAUGGCUAAACCAGCAACAGAGAAGCGAGCUAUUGCGAAUGGUGCUGCCAGUGGAUGUUAGGUUAGCCAUUGGAACUUUCUAGAAGUGGUUUUGGAAGACCUUUUUGUUGGCUCAAAUAAAUGUCGCUAUAGCUGGGAAUCCGAAACACAUAUUUUAAGGCUGCAGAAGAUUACAUUUGGGGUGCUGAGAUCUUGGGCUGUGAAAGCCUUCAUAGCGUUUGGCGUGUGAUCAGGCGUGUUUUCUCAAUGCCUUUAAUGCUGAGUUGAGUUGCUGGUUUCUCAUCUGGGACUGUCGUUAGGUUUAGGAAUAUGGGGUUUUAUAGUGUUGAGUAGAGUGUACUGACAAGUUUCUUGUUGGCCAAUUUUAGUUUUGGGGUUUGGAUUAGAUUGUUUUCUACUUCAAAUUGUCGUUCCUUUUAUGAAAACCGUUGCUUCUCCUGUAAA
Phoenix dactylifera (date palm) is the source of this 1331-nucleotide messenger RNA. NCBI's taxonomy places the organism in Eukaryota, Viridiplantae, Streptophyta, Magnoliopsida, Arecales, Arecaceae. The record is from RefSeq and is a predicted model, not a curated record.